Messenger RNA from Coregonus sp. 'balchen', 1198 nucleotides. Lineage: Eukaryota; Metazoa; Chordata; Actinopteri; Salmoniformes; Salmonidae. The record is from the annotation of a GenBank genome assembly.
GGGACCAACUGGGUUCCUUGUACGGACAAAGGCGGUUCUGCAGGACUACAGAUCAAAUAUCUACAGCAAGCCACCCAAGGACAAGAUUGGGCCUGGGGUAGGAACCAAAGCUCCUCUCUGUCCAACUUCUUUUUUGCAAUCAGAAAAAUAUUGUUUUGGAAGUGUCCCAUAUGGCAAUUGUUUCGUUAGGGCCAUGUUACCAAUUUCUUUAACUUUUGCGUUCUUUUUUUUGUUGGCUGCAAAUGUUUGAAAGUGUAUGGUAUCCUAUAUUACCAUUCAAUGUCAGAAUUGAGUGGUCAGGCUGGUCUAGGCAAAGCUCAUAGCAAUUGAACUAAAACAAAGUAAAUUCUGAGAAGUUGCUGCCCACUGAACUCCUAAAAUCACACGAAACUACAACACUACAACAAAGUUACAGUCUGAGGCAGCCAUAUCUUUAACACAUUCCAUUCCAUUCUCUAAUGUGGUGAAUUCAAGCGAAGGGGGUUUUCCAGCUGAAAGAGAAAUAUGUUAUAUUUAUUUAUUUAUUUUUAAAUUAUUUUUAUUUAAGUUAGUAGUGCCAAGCUUUCUCCUCUGAUAAUAAAUCUGAUGACAGAGUUGUGAGACAGAACCUAGUGCCGGUGCAGCCGUCCACUCAACUUUCCUCAGGGACAUCCACAGGGUUUUUUACUGAUAAUUUAUGGGUGUAGCUAUGAAGCCCAACAGUGCCAGGGGAGGAUGCUGUGGAGGCAGGGGGAUGGAGACUGUGCUAGGGAGACCAUGAUGUAAUAUAAUCACAGCAAAGGAUCAUGACCCUCUGGGGGGCAGGUCAAUUGGUCGGCCCAGCUGUAAACCUACAUACAGCAUGAAGGAGAGAGGGCUUGAUAAAUAGGAAGAGACAGAAAGUUGGUGUCUAUGAGAGAGAGAGAGAGAGAGAGGGGGAGAGAGAGAUGGGUUUUACACAAAUGCAUAAAAACUUGACCCAGGUAAUUAGUGUUAUUACGUGACCAAGGAGUUACAUUCAGCUGUUGCCUGUUGGCCAUUUGAUUCAGUAUUUCUGUACAGCAAUGUUUUAUAUUCUAAAUGUGUAUGUGGUUUCCUUGUUUCCCUCACAGCAAUCUCUCUUCACAAUUUCAGUGUUUGCGUUCGCUCUCCUGGCCCCGGCUGGAUGGAUCAUGCACUGUAUACCAGUUUACCGCCAAAGACCCCCUCCAGAACCCUG